Messenger RNA from Meloidogyne enterolobii, 238 nucleotides. The record is from the annotation of a GenBank genome assembly. NCBI's taxonomy places the organism in Eukaryota, Metazoa, Nematoda, Chromadorea, Rhabditida, Meloidogynidae.
UUCUAUUUUUGUUGCAUGCUCGCAUUUGCUGAUAUUUUUAAAACAGUCCCUGGAAUUCAUACGCACGCUUUUAGUCAUAAACAACUAAGGCUUCCAUCCAUUGCUGUCCUCUUAGAGACGGCCCCUUAUUUAUUUAAGUUGUUGUUGACGCUUUGUGAUAGUCCCUGGAAUUCAUACACUGCUUUAUAAACGCCUUAUUCUUUGUUUCUCUCUUCACAUAGUUAUUUAAUGAGUAACG